GUCACAUGCGCCCGGGGUAUUCGUCUUCUAACUAAAGCUAGGAUCACUAGUACUUAUCUUCCGUGCAGAUGUCUGAAUGGGACCGUUGGGUUAUAACGACUGAUGACAGGGUUAAACACGAUGCUCAGUUUCAGUUCCUUAAACCUGUUGGUGGUUAUAUAACCGGUGAUCAAGCAAGAGUUUUCUUUAUGAAGUCAGGAUUAUCAGUUAUGGUCUUGGGGCAGAUAUGGGCUCUUGCAGAUAUGGAUAUGGAUGGAAAAAUGGACAAGAAAGAGUUUUCGAUAGCUAUGUUUCUUAUCAAAAAAACAUUGGAAGGUCUACCUUUGCCUUCUACUUUGCCUCCAGGUCUCAAGAAAGAUCCUCAACCCGCAUUUAUUACAUCAGGUGUUACUCUUUCAUUGAGCUUAGUGAGCGAUUCAGGUCAUAAUGGUCUUUCUUCUGUGUCAUCAAAUGGGCAAGAUUCUAAUCCAGCAUCUACAGCUUACCAGGAUUGGAUUAUAACACCAACCAAUCGUCCACGCUAUCGACUUCUUUUUAAUCAACAUGAUCGAAAUAAACGUGGUUUUCUCACAGGCGUAGAAGCGAGAAGUAUUCUCUCACAAUAUGGCCUUUCAAAUCCCAUACUUGCUCAUAUCUGGAAUCUUGCAGAUUUGGAUAAAAAUGGCAAUUUGAACUGCGAUGAAUUUUGUAUUGCAAUUUUCUUAAUUGAAAAAGCAAUUUCUGGAUCUCAACUUCCAAACACGCUCCCUUCUGGUCUUCUUCCUUCAAAUCAACCGCGCACAUUUGGGCAUACAUCUCCUAGCGUUACUGCCAAACAAGAUAAUGAAUCCAAGGAAAGCAAAUCAUCUCUAAGUUUUGAAGAUAAACGAAGAGAAAAUUUUCGACAAGGUCAAGCAGAACUCGACAGACGAAAGCAGGAGUUGGCUGAAAAAAUGCGUCUAGAUGAAGAAGUUCGUUUGGAGAAUGAACGAUUAGAAAGGGAGAAGCAACAAAAAUUACGUAUGGAGAAAGAGCGUCAACAAGCUGCAGAGGCUGAAAAACAGGCAGAACUUUCAAGACAACUGGAAGCUCAGCGCGAACAACGUCGUCGUCAAGCCGUUGAACAUAGGAUGAAGGCAGCACGUGAUGCAGAAAGGCAACGUCAAAUAGAAUCAGAACGGAUUCGAACUGAUGCUCUUUUAAAGGAGCGUAAUCACAUACAAACUUUGCUGGAGCAGGCUGUUGCUCAUCGUGCAAGUCUGCUUGAAUCAGCAUCAUCUCAACAACAACGUUUAUUGGAAUUAGACUCUCGUCUUACUGUCGCACAAACUGAAGUUGAUUCUCAUAAAACAAGUAUUAAUGAAAUGCGUAGUAAACGUGAUGCUUAUGAGCGUGAUAUUCGAGAUAUGACUGAACAAGUGGAAGCUGCAAAAGCUGAACUUACUCAUUGGCAGAGAGAAAAAGAACAAUUAAGCUUACGAAUGGCUGCUGGAGUAGAUAUGAAUCCUGUUAUGGAACAGUAUAAGACAUUGCAGUCAAUGCGUGAAGCACGUAUUAAAACGAUUGAACAGUUAAGAAAUAAGUUAAAUGAAUUAGAUCAAAAUAUGACCCAGCAAGGUCAUGAACUGGCUACUAGACGUAAUAAAAUCGACGAUUCACAAGAUCGCGUCACACGGACAAUGCUUGAUUUAGUUGAUCUGCGACAUUCUGUUGAACAGAAAAUGCAAGCAUAUAAAUUGCAAAAAAAAUCUACUGAUUUAUCCAUAUCCACUUCAACUACCAUUGGAAGUACACAAAAAGAGUUAUAUGAAGCAAUGUUUGACUUUACUGCUAGACAUCCGGAUGAAUUAUCAUUUACAACUGGGACGUUAAUUGAUGUCUUUGUAAGUGCCCCGAUUAAUGUUGGCCCAGGUUGGUUAUAUGGUCAAAUUAAUGACAAAGUUGGCUUAUUUCCUGAAACGUACGUACGAAAAAAAGUCGAUGGGAAAAUUGAUCCAUUUGAUCCUUUUGGUGUUCAUAAAAUAACGAACACACCUGUAUCAUCGGGAAUGACAACAACAACAACAACGAUAUCUACUACAAAUAAUACACCAAAUACAAUUAGUGUAAUAAAUACUAUUAGCAGUUUGACUGAACCGGCGAAUGAUAAUCUAGUGGCAAGUGAAACAACACCAACAACAAAACUCAAUGAUACUACAUUUUCUAACAAUGAUUUUUAUGGUGAAGUACAGCAAAACUGGAAUGUUUCAAUGUCUACAAUAACUUUACCUGAAAAUAUACCAACAGAUCAAUUUUUAACAUUGACGGUUGACGAUCGGGUCAAAAUUAUCAAAGAAAAUGACAAUAAUAAAGAAUGGUAUUUUGGUGAAAUUACUGAUAAAUCUGAUAUUGUGAAAAAAGGAUGGUUUCCAAGUUGUUGUUUAAAACCAUUUACUAAGUCCAAUACGUCUAAUAUAAAUGGACUAAGUAUCUCUUCAUCAUCAAAUAGCUUAUCAAAACAACCAGACAUUCUAUUUUCAUGUAUCGCAUUAUACCCGUACGAGUCGAAUGUACCUGGCGAUUUGAAUCUUUCUGUUGGUGAUUUGAUUAGAGUUUGUGUUAUAAAGGAUGAUUGGUGGGAAGGUAUUUGUGAACGAACUAAACUCAAAGGUUUAUUCCCAGCUAAUUAUGUUCGUAAACUAAGCAGUGAGGAAACACGGUCAAUGGAAGAAAAAUUAGAUAUAAGCGGAUCAACUAUUAAUCAAAUGGAACAUAAUGACACAAUUAAUCCUCCAUCUCUAUCGAAAAUAAUCCCUAUAUCAUCGCCGAAAUUAAUGGAAGCAAAUUCUAAUAAUUGUAUGGCUAAUUUACUUUCUUCAUCAAAUACAUCCUCAACUUCAUCAUCUGGUGUUAUUGUAUGCACUCAACCAGAGUUCGCUCGAGUAAUUGCACCAUACAAAGCUACUUCAGCUGGUCAACUAACUCUUCAGCCUGGUCAAGUUGUACAACUUCGUAAAAGAUCACCUAAAGGUUGGUGGGAAGGAGAGUUACAGCAAAGAGGUCAUAUUCGUCAAAUUGGUUGGUUUCCGGCAGAUUUCGUUCGACUUAUUACACCACUGACAGUGAAUGGAUCGUCUAAUUCGUCUGAUCAAAAACUUCUAUCCAAAAUAAUAAGUACCACUAAUAAUCAAAUUGAAAAUACUCCAACUAGUUUAAAGGCAUUAGCAUCAAAAGCGAUUACUACAUCAAAUUCUGUUACUGAUAAUUCUGUACAAAGUCAACAAGCACAAUCAAAUCGUGUGGAAAUGAUGCAAACUAUUUUUAGUUAUAAAGCUGUUCAUGCAGAUGAGUUAACAUUUGACGAAGGUGCUAUUAUCACAGUACUAGGUCGAGAUGAACCGGAAUGGUGGCGUGGUCGACUUCAAAAUUCUGGAGCAGAAGGACUUUUCCCUGUUAAUUAUGUACGUCCGUACAAUCCUCCCUCACAAACUGAAAAAUCUACGAAUUCCGUGAGUCAACGUCCUGUUGUUCCUGCACAAAUGGAUACUGAUAUUUCUAGAAAACUACGUGAACGUGAUUUUGCUAUUGAAGAACUUAUCAAUACUGAAUUAGCCUACAAUAAUAGUCUUAUUGAAGUGAGAGAUGUUUUCUAUAAACCAAUGAAAGCAUCAAAAAUGUUAACUUUGCAACAAUUGGAUGAUAUUUUCCCUCAUUGGAAUGAGUUGAUCGAUACUUCAACUGAAUUUUGUCGUGAUUUGAAUGAUUAUGUUAAAGACGAUUCAUCUGAUCAGUCGAUUAGUCAAAUCCUUUUAAAACAUAUGAUUAAAUUUAAAGUCUAUCGUCUAUAUUGUACUCAACAACGUGUUGCAUGUGAAACUUUACAACAUUGUCUGUCAUCUAAUUAUCGUUUAAAUCAAUUGGUAAAAAUAUUUGAAAAAAAUACUAAAACCAAAGGUUUACCCCUGUCUUCAUAUUUGUUGAAACCAAUGCAACGUAUAACAAAAUAUAAACUAAUCGUUGAAAAGAUUGCAACAAAUACACCUAUUUCAUGUCCAGACUACGAUGAAGUUGUUAAGGUGAACAAUUUGAUGUCUGCCCUUUUAAAGUCAAUUGAUCAUGCAAUUGGAUCUAAAGAUAACCCUAAUCGUAUCGACUGGUUCCGUUCACGAUUGAUUGGUGCUGAUAAAUGGCUUCUAGAUUGGUUAUCUGAUAAUACAGCUCAACAUCCUCAUGACAGGCCAUGUUUAGUUCAUUGUGGUACACUUUAUAAAGCUAAAAACAAUCGAGAAUUUAUUUGUUUCUUAUUCAACAAGUAUUUCAUUUUAACUACACCAAAUUAUAAUACUAACGGACGGUUAUUUGAAUUUCCAUCUACAAAUCAAUUGAAUGAAAUAAAAUGGUCGUUUAUAUUAUACAAAGAACCAUUAGCAUUGAAUCAAAUAUAUGUAUUUAAAGGCUCAUUCAGACAAAGCACUGAAUCAACAUCUUCAGUUUUUGGUAGUUAUUCAAUAACACCUCAAUCAGCACCAUACAACAAAUCUACAAAUGAUGAACUUAUACGAUCAGUAUCCACUUCUACAUUAGCUGAAUCAAAUGACAAUCCCAAUAUUAAUAUUAGACGUCAAUCUGAAAUUGUAAAAUAUUCAACGACAAAUGUAUUCUCAUUAUUUAAACGAAGAAAUUCUUGGCAACCUAUAGUGACUUUAAAGGCUCCAUCGAAUGAACUUUGUGAUCUUUGGGUGUUAAUUUUGAGAGAUCAAAUUAAAGCUGCAAGCAAUUUGUCUAACUCACAUUCUUCUUAUUCACCAUCGUGACGGGUAAGAUCACACUAAUCUGUUUGACUGUUCAUUGAGAUCUGUAUCAAUCCUAUGCUGUGUUCUAAUUGUUAUAUUCGAAAAUAAUGCAGAUCAAUUCGAAGUUCACUUCAAGAUCAGUAUUACUGAUCAAAUAUGGAAAUUUUGUCAAAUAUUUGCUAAUCAAUCGUUAAUAGAAUUUAAAACUUCUGAAACGUUAAGUUUUUUGAUACCGGAAUCUUUAGAAAAGUGUUUACAUAUCACUGCCUUCAAAUCGUUACCAUAUACUAAUUCAAAUAUAAUUGGAUCGUGUAUCGUACCAUUUUCAAAUAUAUUCAUUAAUUUUCCACCAACUUCAAUUGAAUCAUUUACUAAACAACUUGAAUUGAAUCAGUCUAUCGGUAUGAAAAUGGAGUUCAUCAUAGAACUUACCGUUUAAGAUUGUCAGUAAUAAUAAUAAUAUAUUAAUCAAAUAGAAUGCCAUUUACUUUCUUAUUCUCAUAAUUAUAUGACAUAUUAUCGUUAAGUUUUAUUUUAUUCCGAAGAGGUUAAGCAUAAAUUAUCAAUUUAAUUUUUACCGAUCUCUUCUACAUAUGGUUCUUGAUCAUUUUAUUGGUGCUUUUUUUCUUUUUCACAUUUAUCACUGACUCAUUUACAUAAACCUUCAUAGAUUGAUAUAAUUACAUGUACAUUGUGCUUAGUGUUCAUACUCUUUCCCAUUUUUCACAAAUUUACUCUAUAUUUCAAUAAUUCAGUGUACAAAAUUGAGACCUCAUUUUAACUUUAUCUGUUUGUUCGCUUUCUUUUGUAAUUUAUGGUCUUAAAUUUUUGUUAAUAAAAUUUUACCAGUGAUU
Messenger RNA from Schistosoma spindalis, 5605 nucleotides. The record is from the annotation of a GenBank genome assembly. NCBI's taxonomy places the organism in Eukaryota, Metazoa, Platyhelminthes, Trematoda, Strigeidida, Schistosomatidae.